AUGAAAAGAUCUGCUGCCGUAGCUGGUUUCAUAGAGAUAGGCGACGGCACAUGCCGCUUGGAGCUGGCCAACCUCACCGUGGCAACGACAACGACAUCUGGGACGACGCAGACGACAUCGACGACAGUGCCUCUCCCCACUCCACAGAGCCUCUUGGACCAGGUCUCAACUGGUGCCAUUUGUGCACACGAGAGUAAGAUCGGUCUCACGCCGCGACAGCUGCAGAGCCAUAUGUGCUACUUGCAGAACAAGCUCUCGUUGACUGCCGGCAUCUCUGGCGGUUGGUCUGAGAAGGCUCAAGAACUACUACUUCGUUGGUUCGCAGCACCGAAGAAAGGGGCUAAGAGUUCCUCCUCAAAGCCAUUGGCGAUCAAGGACGUGGAGCAGCCGUCUUCUUCCAAGACCCCAGCGGCCCAAGCGAGCAAAGACGUAGAACAGCCCUCUUCUUCCAAGACCUUGGAGAACAUGGACCAUGAGCAGCCCCUGACGGAGAAUGGAGAGACUCCCCUGCAAGCCACUGCUGAGUCCGAUCAGGCGGAGUGCGCGUCUACUUCUUCGGAUGACUCGUCCAGCAGCAGUUCGCUUCCCGUGAUAGAUGUUAGUCAAUGGGGGUCCGAAUGGCAUGACCUUUGGCAGCAGACGACUGUCUUGAAUCGGCACUGCGCCGGUUCAAACAAACGGACACAGGCAUUGAAGAAUCUCUUCAAGAGCAUCUAUGCCGCAAAGCAUCGCUUUGAUGAGGUAGAUUCGGAUAGCUCCUGA
This is a messenger RNA of Symbiodinium sp. CCMP2592, 762 nucleotides long. The record is from the annotation of a GenBank genome assembly. NCBI's taxonomy places the organism in Eukaryota, Dinophyceae, Suessiales, Symbiodiniaceae.